Molecule: messenger RNA, 1448 nt
Organism: Polychytrium aggregatum
Lineage: Eukaryota; Fungi; Chytridiomycota; Chytridiomycetes; Polychytriales
Exons: 1
Coding region: 341-1270 (309 amino acids)
Biological process (GO): regulation of transcription by RNA polymerase II
Cellular component (GO): nucleus
Molecular function (GO): DNA-binding transcription activator activity, RNA polymerase II-specific; RNA polymerase II transcription regulatory region sequence-specific DNA binding
Source: RefSeq, a predicted model, not a curated record
UUUUUUUUUUCUUCUCUUCCUCGCACACCCUCCCUCCUUACUAGAACACAUAUCCCACUCAUAGACCCGCAACCAUGUGCUGUUAAAUCCGCGUCCCGCCCCCCAAGCGCACCUGAGAUUCUCAUCUCUCCUCUCUCUCUUUUUCAAAAUGUGUUGACUCGCUCGUAAUUUAUAGUCUCAAACUUUUAGUUUGCUGCACUCAUUCUGCCCAUCAUGACUCCGUUCGUGAAAGUAAAAUCUCUUUAAGCUCGACCUACCCAGCUUCUGCCCUUUUUUUCGUUUUGAACCACCUCCCCCCAGUUCAUUUCCUCCCUCUGUUUCGACCUUGAAAAUCACUACUAUGCCAAUGACUUCCUCAGAAUUCGACUUCAACCCUCUGGAAUUCAACUUUGGCCCCUCCGGCCCUAGUUCCCUCCAAACGUCGCCCCUCGUCUCCUCGGCGGACCUGUUUGCCUCGCUCGAUGGCAGCCACAGCACGGCGAUGCUUCUGCAGGACCUGCUGAUGCCUGCGGGCCUCUCGGCCUCGGCUCCUGCUUUGCUCGCCGAAUCGCGUCUGCCGCUCGGCUUUGCAACCAGCCCCACCGUUUCCCCUGCGAACGAGUGCCUCCAGGACUUUUCCAACUCGCUCUUCCCCACCCCCCAGCAGUCGCCCCUGUCCGAGUUUGUCUGCAGCGACCCCUUCGCCUCGCCUGCGGCCUCGUCCUUGGCCCUGUUCCCGUCAACGCCCAGCCUGACCCAGGCUGCUGCGAUGCCCUCGCCCAGCAUCAGCAUUCCUUGGACUCCUGCCACGCCCGUGGUCUCGACGCCUUCGACGCCGGUGCUGCCCUCCUCCGGCAUUGAUCUCGGCGCCUUGAUUGGACUCGCCAUUGCUGGCGCAAUCAAGCAGCAGCCCCCUCCUCCAAGCGCGGCCGCUCCUGCCACGUCCGUCGCAAACAUUCCGCCAAUCACGAUCCAGCAAACCUACCGUGGGCAGAAGCGCAACGUGACCGCCGCCGAGAUCAUUGCCGAGGAGCAGCUCAAGCGCCAGAAGAACACGGACGCCGCGCGCCGCUCCCGCCAACGCAAGGCCGAACGCAUGGACACGCUCGAGCGCCAGAUCAAGGAGAUGGCUGCCGAGCGCGCCAAGUUCCAGGCCCAGCUCAACGCCAUGAACGAGCGCGACGCCGCCCGCGUCAAGGAGAUUGAGGCCCUCAAGGCUGCUCUCAGCCACGCCAAUGUUCUCCUCGGCGAGGUCGGUCUCGGCAUUGCCGAGCUCGACAAGCCGCUGUGAGCGACGGAGGUGGCCCUCUGUUUGCAGCUUCUCCCGCAACUCACGAUUUUCCCUCUCCAUCUCGUUCCAUUUCCAUCCAUUUCAUCUCCAUUCCAUCCGACAUUUUCCUCUCGAUCGAUUCUUGUGAGCCCAUUUCCAAAAUCCUGAUUUUCAAAUAAAUUCUUUUUUUUUUGUUCAA